AUGAACGUCCGUGAGUCACGCGCACUGGCGCCAGUCGUGCAAUACAGCACCCGUACGCCAUAUACCAAGGGCCACCUGACCGCGCAUCCGAUGCGCUAUGUCAACGAUGAUGACGAAGACACACACGAUGAUAGCGACUGUAUAGCCUUCGUCAAGGAGCUUGGUCCCCAGUUCCGUGAUGCUAGCGAGCUGGUAAGCCAUCCAAAGCCAAGCGGUUCCGAGCCUCGAUACUUGGACGCCACUGUCUCCGAGUUUGACUACCAGGCUGAGCUCGAUGACUGCGAAUACCUGCAAAGCGUCACCGAACAUCUUGUCUACAUCCGCUACAACCAAGCGACACUCAACACUGAGAUGCCAGACGGUAGCAAGAUGAUGACUAAGAUCUUGCUGGAUGCAUACUGGAAGAAGCAUACCGGUCAGUCGCCCUGGGAUUCCGAGGGAUAUUUUACCAAGGAGUUCCAAUUAGACCAUUAUCUUGAUCGAGCGUGCGAUCUAUCUCAGCACAAGCCGCAUCUUCACUUGAAGAACAUUGGUAACGGCAGCUCCUUGGAUGUGGUCGCAAAAGAACCACUCCUCAACGUCGGCUGCUUUGAGUAUCCCAAACAGUCCACAAUGUUACAGCAGCCCGAAGACUGCACAAACGAUGUCACGGUUUGGGGUCUCUCCUGCAGUCGCAACUCACAUUUCUUGUACAAUACAACCUCAGUUCAAUCCUUCAAUUCUCCGCACAUGCGCACUGUUCACUCCACCGCAACAAACGACGAUAACAUUCUGUUCUACUGCGAUGAAAUUCCCUUAUCUCUUGAAAAGGUUGGUGUCGUUACUGGCCUCUACCGCUUUGGGAAGACACGGGACUUCUCAAUGGAGCAGAUGCUUGUUCGCAACGACAAGCCCAAAGAUCCAUUCUGCUUCUCCUCUUGCAAGGAAGGUGUCGCAGCAGCUCGCGCUCUUCAAGCGUAUCAACAGGAUGAUGAACAGAUCAUCCGAACACAGCCUCUCGUGGAUUCCGAGUAUCCUCAUCUCCAACAUGGCAGAGUGCAUGGAGAGUUUGACUUGGCGGAGCAGAACAAUCCUGAUGAUAUCGCCUGGGAAAGUGUAGAUGGUGGCCGGGAGGAUCUUGAAGUAGAAGACAUUAUCGCACUGUGGAACAUACUGUGUCCAAGCCGUCCGGUUCCCUGGACGGAAGAAGAACUCGACAAAGAAUAUCUCCUUGGCCCACAAGAAGAUUUCGGCGAAAACGAGUCGUACGAGUACGCCAAGUUCUUGUACUGGGAGAAGGAACACGAUCCAGGCGACAUUGAACUUCUCGCCCGUUUUUACUUUGAACGCGCACGCGCAACUUUCCGCCCCUACAGCUUCGAACAUUUCCUGUCCAAGGAACAAGAUGAGCGGGACGUGAACUACAACAUCGUGGAUUACGCCGAGGAGAAACAGCCAGUUCAUGUUCCGAAGGACAAAGAAGUCUUCGAUCAGCUCCAUGAAACCCCGGUGAACUGGGAGUGGAAGAAAGCAGGCUGUAUCAGAUCAUGGCGUGCACAAGUCACUGAUGUCCUUCCGGAUAACCUCUUUGAAAACCGCAAGAAGUGCCGCGAAGCAUACGAUGCCCUGAUUGAGUAUCAAAACGAUCAAGAGUUCAGCAACCUGCCUCACGCCGAGAUCAAAGACUGGGCUCGUCCAUGCUAUGAAGGACCUUUUCCGUCAUCUGCCGCCUGCGAAGCUGUCUGGAACCCACUUGUUGAAAACUACCAAGCUCUUUCGAAAGCUCGUAGUGUUCGGUCAACACUCAUGGCGAAGAUGUGCGAUGGUGUUUCUCUUCCUCCUAACUCGAAACUGGUUGGUCAGGCCGACGGUAGUAGUAGUGAAGACUACAAGCCCGGGUUUGUAUUUGCCAUUUCAAGCGAUGCUGUAUCUGUCCUGCCGACGUAUAUCACUCAGCCACCGACCGGAGGUCUCAUGGAAUAUGUUAAAUCUAGUCGACACAACUCAGUAUUUGGCUCAAUUGAUGGUACUCCACGAACAAAACAGGCUGCUCCAUCUAAGAAGGUCCAAGGUGCUCCUUCUGCGAAGAUGCUUGCUUCGUAUGUGGAAAAGAAGGCUUCUAAUUCUCUUCCCAAGAGCAACAUCCAAGUCCCGCCGGGCAUUCUUGCUGCAUACCCAGCAGAUAGAAUUAGAACGAGCACUCCAAAUAUGGACAUCCAUGCUGCUCAAGAGGACCUUUUUGGGGAUGUCUGCCACGGCCUGAAGAACUGGAGCAGUUCAUCGGAUGUCACGCGUUACACGGCUUCGAGUUGGGAGAACCAGCACGCCGACCCUCCUUGCGGACCCACGAUUCGUCUCUCCCAGGCCAGUUUCACAGAACAGUUGCGCCAAAGCCCCGUCAACUGCUCUACUCCACUUUGCAACCCGGUUCAGCUUGCUCAUAAUCCAGCCGGAUGGCUUGGACCGAAUAACAAUACUGAGAACGGGAUGCUUGAGCUUUUGGUGCCUCAGGGAUAA
Messenger RNA from Pyrenophora tritici-repentis Pt-1C-BFP, 2496 nucleotides. Lineage: Eukaryota; Fungi; Ascomycota; Dothideomycetes; Pleosporales; Pleosporaceae. The record is from RefSeq and is a predicted model, not a curated record.